This is a messenger RNA of Brassica napus (rape), 9211 nucleotides long. Its product is annotated as DNA mismatch repair protein MSH6. Gene Ontology annotation, cellular component: nucleus. The record is from RefSeq and is a predicted model, not a curated record. NCBI's taxonomy places the organism in Eukaryota, Viridiplantae, Streptophyta, Magnoliopsida, Brassicales, Brassicaceae. Gene Ontology annotation, molecular function: mismatched DNA binding; ATP-dependent DNA damage sensor activity; ATP binding. Bases 4886 to 8959 code for a protein of 1357 amino acids. The transcript has 21 exons. Gene Ontology annotation, biological process: mismatch repair.
CCGAUAUGCCCUUAGGCACGGCCAUACAUAAUAUAGAAAUCACACUUGGAAAGGGUGGACAAUUAGCUAGAGCAGCGGGUGCUGUAGCGAAACUGAUUGCAAAAGAGGGGAAAUCGGCCACAUUAAAAUUACCUUCUGGAGAGGUCCGUUUGAUAUCCAAAAACUGCUCAGCAACAGUUGGACAAGUGGGAAAUGUUGGGGUAAACCAGAAAAGUUUGGGUAGAGCCGGAUCAAAAUGUUGGCUAGGUAAACGUCCUGUAGUAAGAGGAGUAGUUAUGAACCCUGUCGACCACCCCCAUGGAGGUGGUGAAGGGAGGGCUCCAAUUGGUAGAAAAAAACCCGUAACCCCCUGGGGUUAUCCUGCGCUUGGAAGAAGAACUAGAAAAAGGAAAAAAUAUAGUGAGACUUUGAUUCUUCGUCGCCGUAGUAAAUAGGAGAGAAAAUCGAAUUUCUUUCUUCGUCUUAAAAAAAAUAGGAGUUAAUUAACUGUGACACGUUCACUAAAAAAAAUCCUUUUGUAGCAAAGCAUUUAUUAAGAAAAAUAGAGAAGCUUAAUACAAAGGCGGAAAAAGAAAUCAUAAUAACUUGGUCCCGGGCAUCUACUAUUAUACCCACAAUGAUUGGCCAUACUAUCGCUAUACAUAAUGGAAGGGAACACUUACCCGUUUAUAUAAUCGACCUUAUGGUAGGACAUAAAUUGGGAGAAUUUUCACCUACUAUAAAUUUUAGAGGACACGCGAAAAAUGAUAAUAGAUCUCGUCGUUAAUUAAAUGAAUUCAAAAAAAUGAAUAAUGAAUAUAAUUUUUUUUUUUAGUGAGAGGUAAACCUUAUGAUAAAGAAGAAAAAGAAGAAAUCAUAUACUUCCGUAUAUGCUUUAGGGCAAUAUAUAUCUAUGUCUGCCCACAAAGCACAGAGAGUUAUUGAUCAGAUCUGUGGACGUUCCUACGAAGAAGCACUUAUGAUAUUAGAACUUAUGCCGUAUCGAGAAUGUUAUCCCAUUUUUAAAUUAGUUUAUUCUGCAGCAGCAAAUGCUAGUCACAAUAAGGGUUUCAAAGAAACCAAUUUAGUCAUUAGUAAAGCUGAAGUGAAUCAAGGAAAUACGGUGAAAAAAUUAAAACCUCGGGCACGAGGACGGAGUUACCCAAUAAAAAGAUCCACUUGUCAUAUAACUAUCGUAUUGGAAGAUAUAUCCUUAUAUCAACAAUAUGAAGAAUAUUUAAUGUAUUUAAAAAAACCUGGAUGCAGCAAUGAAAACAUAAAUCUAACAUGUUACGAUACAUAUAGUAGUGGAGGCCCAUGGGACAAAAAAUAAAUCCACUUGGUUUCAGACUUGGUACAACCCAAAGUCAUCAUUCUAUUUGGUUUGCACAACCAAAAAAGUAUUCUGAAGGUUUAGAAGAAGAUAAAAAAAUACGAGACUGUAUUAAAAAUUAUGUCCAAAAAAAUAUAAGAAUAUCCUCUGGUAUGGAGGGAAUUGCACGUAUCGAAAUUCAAAAAAGAAUCGAUCUCAUUCAAAUCAUAAUCUAUAUAGGAUUUCCUAAAUUAUUAAUUGAAGAUAAACCCCGAAGAAUCGAAGAAUUACAGAUGAAUGUUCAAAAAGAACUUAAUUGUGACAAUAGAAAACUCAACAUUGCUAUUACCCGAAUUUCCAAUCCGUAUGGGCAUCCUAAUAUUCUUGCAGAAUUUAUAGCUGGCCAAUUAAAAAAUCGCGUUUCUUUUCGAAAAGCAAUGAAAAAAGCUAUUGAAUUAACUGAACAGGCGAAUACAAAAGGAAUUCAAGUACAAAUUGCAGGACGUAUCGACGGAAAAGAAAUUGCACGUGUUGAAUGGAUCAGAGAAGGCAGAGUUCCUUUACAAACAAUUGAAGCUAAAAUUGAUUAUUGUUCCUAUACAGUUCGAAAUAAAAAUUUGGAUAUUCGUAGAUGAAGAAUAAAAAAACUUUAUUUGUCUUUACAUUUUAUCCAAUGAUAAAAAACGAAAACUAUGUAGUAUAACACUAUAAAGAAAUAAAAAUAAAAACUUGUAGUCUUCUUUUUUAUGUUUAAGAAAAAAAAAAAAGCAAUUCUAUAAGGUUGAAUAAACAUUUCCAUCAAAACUCCUUUGAUAUAAUUGCUAUGCUUAAUGUGUGACUCGUUGGUUUAGGGUUAGAUUACGAUAAAAAAAAAAGAACUUACCAACUAAUAACUACAGCAUUAAUAAAUAACCUAAGCAACUCAUUGCUUCGCAUUAUCUGGAUCCAAAAAAUUAGUCAAGAUAUGAUAGGCUGAUCAUAUCAUUGGAGCAACUGACUAAAAAAAAGAAUAAAGAAAGAUGAUUAUUAAGUUAUGAAAGGUAAUCAAAAAGUAUGCGGAUAAAUGGAAGGAUGAAAGAAAGAGCGAAAAAAUUGAAUAUUAAUGAUAUAUGAUUCCAAUUUGGAAAAUCUAUGAGGUCACUGUAAGAAAAGCAAUGUAAUAAAGCAUCAAUACAGAUUCAUUUAUAAUAAUUAGAUAAAUCUGUUCCGAAAACAAAAAAUUAAGAGCCUUGAGCCAAUAAAAACUGAGAAAAUUGCCUCAAAAAAAAAAAAUUCAAAAUUUCAUGUAAAAGCUCCAUUGUAGAAUUCAGGCCUAAUGAUUAAUCAAUAAGCGAUGGGAACGACGGAACCCAUGAAUAUAUAGGAUUCUAGUGAACAAGAAAUCUUAGUAAUUCAUUGGACAGGAUAGCGGAAUAAACCAGAAACUUUAUUAUCUAUUCUGAUUUCUGAUUUUGAUUCUGAGACCUCGGGGGAUAAACAGCAAACUUAAAUAGAUAUUGAAAGAGUAAAUAUUCGCCGGCGAAAAAUUGGUUUUUUUUUCAAAUAAAAACAGUAAUAAAAGAUGAAAAAAACAAUGAAAAAAAUAAAAUAAGGAUUUGUUAUAAUAUUCUAACUCUAAUAAAAAUUACAUUUGUAAUGAUGAUAUUACGUUAUUUUUAAAUAAAUCGAAAUAAAAUUGAUCUUUGAUUCUAUUUCAAAAAAGACAUACACAAAUUUAGAAGAGAUAAGAUGAAAUAAAAAAAAUACCAUGAUUAAUAGGAUUAAUCAUUAACUACAUCUAUAUCUUAAUUAAUCCUUUUAUUCGCGAGGAGCUGGAUGAGAAGAAACUCUCACGUCCAGUUCUGCAGUAGAGAUGGAAUUUCUCAUUUAGAAAAAACCCAUCAACUAUAACCCAAAAAGAACCAAAUUUCGUAAACAACAUCGAGGAAGACUAAAAGGAAUAUCCUCUCGUGGGAAUCGUAUUUGUUUUGGCAGAUAUGCUCUUCAAACACUUGAACCCGCUUGGAUUACAUCUAGACAAAUAGAAGCAGGGCGACGAGCAAUGACACGAAAUAUACGACGUGGUGGAAAAAUUUGGGUACGUAUAUUUCCAGACAAGCCAGUUACAGUAAGACUCGCGGAAACGCGUAUGGGUUCUGGGAAAGGAUCCCCAGAGUACUGGGUAGCUGUGGUUAAACUAGGUAAAAUCCUUUAUGAAAUGGGUGGUGUACCAGAAAAUAUAGCCAGAAAAGCUAUUUCAAUCGCGGCAUCAAAAAUGCCUAUAAAAACCCAAUUCAUUAUUUCUGAAUAGGAAUAUAGAAUGAAAAAGCUAAAUAACAUUUAAGGAUAAAAAGAUUAUAAGUUUUUUUUUGACAAACAAUAUUUUUUUUACUUCGUCCUUUGCACUAAAAGAAGAGAUACAAAAAUAUGAUUCAACCACAAACCUAUUUGAAUGUAGCAGACAACAGCAGGGCUCGAAAAUUGAUGUGUAUUCGAAUAAUAGGAGCUAGUAAUCGCCGCUAUGCUCAUAUUGGUGACGUUAUUGUUGCUGUAAUCAAGGAAGCAAUCCCAAAUACUACUCUAGAAAGAUCAGAAGUGGUCAGAGCUGUAAUUGUACGUACUUGUAAAGAACUCAAACGUAAGAAUGGGACGAUAAUACGAUAUGACGACAAUGCCGCAGUUGUCAUUGAUCAAGAAGGAAAUCCAAAAGGAACUCGCGUUUUUGGGGCGAUCCCACGGGAAUUGAGACAAUUAAACUUUACUAAAAUAGUUUCAUUAGCUCCUGAAGUAUUAUAAGACCUAAAUAUCGAUAGUUAAUAUAGGAUAUGAUUAAAAAAAUGGUAUUGAAAUCAAAUUAAUUAUAAUUAAUAGAUUGUGUAUCACGCAUAUACCCUUAAUAAUUUUAUAUAUUAAUAAUUGAAUUCAUAUAUUAAUAUAUAAUUCGUCUCUAUUUUUAUAUAAAUAAAAGAAAAAUAACAUGUUGAUUAUAUCAAAAUUAUAGAACAAUUAAGGAAUUUUAACUUAUCAUGGGGAAAGACACUAUUGCUGAUAUAAUAACCUCUAUACGAAAUGCUGACAUGAAUAGAAAAGGAACAGUUCGGAUAGGAUCGACUAACAUCACCGAAAGCAUUGUUAAAAUACUUUUACAAGAGGGUUUUAUCGAAAACGUAAGGAAACAUCGCGAAAACAAUCAAUAUUUUUUGAUUUUAACCCUAAGACAUAGACGAAAUAAGAAAGAAUCCUAUAAAACGAUUUUAAAUUUAAAGAGAAUAAGCCAACCGGGUCUACGAAUCUAUUCUAACUCUCAACGAAUUCCACAAAUUUUAGGCGGAGCACACGCAAUGGAGCCGUAGAAUACGACCCUAAUCGAAAUGCACACGCAAUGGAGCCGAUAAAAAAUUCUCGAAACAAUCAACCUCUUAUUUUAGUCUAACUAGGCGUUGUUUCCCGCCAUUUCAGAAGCGUCGCCGGCGUCUUUCCCGGUGAAAGUUCCCGCGCAAUCUGUACACUAUAUUCCCUUAACCUCCCAGUUCCCAUCACCACACUCUCUCACUUUCCCUCCUUCUCUCUCUCUCUCGUCUCUCCACCUUCCCUGUUCGCUUGUUCACUCUCCGCAUGGCGCCGUCUCGCCGUCAGAUCAGCGGAAGGUCUCCGCUGGUGAAUCCUCAGCGUCAAAUCACCUCCUUCUUCGGCAAAUCCGCUUCAUCUUCUUCUCCGUCUUCAUCGCCACUCUCCAAUCACAAAACCCCCAAAUCUAACCCUAACCCUAAUUCUCCGUCUCCGUCGCCACUCUCCAACACCAAAACCCCCAAAUCAAAACCUAACCCUAACUCUCCGUCUCCAUCGCCUCUCUCCAAUACCGCAACCCCCAAAUCUAACCCUAACCCUGAUUCUCCGCCACUCUCUAACAAUAAACUCCCCAAAUCGAAUCCUCCUGCACGUAGUCCAAGCCCCGGUCCGACGACUCCUUCUCCUGUACAUCCUAAGCUCAAGAAGCCACUUCUAGUCAUCGGACAGACUCCUUCGCCUCCGAAAUUUACGGAAACUACGUAUGGAGACGAGGUGGUGGGGAAGCAAGUUAGGGUUUACUGGCCGUUGGACAAGAAAUGGUAUGAAGGGAGCGUGACUUCGUACGAUAAGGGUGAAGGUAAGCAUAUGGUUGAGUAUGAAGACGGGGAAGAGGAGUCUUUGGAUUUAGGGAAGGAGAGGAUCGAAUGGGUGGUUGGGGAGAAAUCAGGAGCGAGGUUUAAGCGAUUGAGACGAGGCGCUGCUUCGGCUUUCAGAAGAGUUGUGACGGAUGAAGAUGAAGAUGAGGAGAUGGGUAAUGUGGAAGAAGAGAAAGAAGAUAAAAGUGAUGGUGAUGAUUCUAGUGAUGAGGACUGGGGAAAGAACGUGGGGAAGGAGGUGUGUGAGAGCGAAGAAGAUGAUGUGGAGUUGGAUGCUGAGGAUGAUACGAUGGAUGAAGAAGAGCUGGUGGAGGAGAAAGAUGAAGAAACUCCUUCCAUAGCUGACUCUAGAAAGCGGAAGAAGACUAGUGAAGUAGCGAAACCAGGUGGUGAGAAGAAAAGCAAGACUGAUAAAGAAACUACCUUUAAAGGUUUUAAGGCUUCUGUUGUGGAGCCUGUGAAGCAGACUGGAGAAGCUGAUAGGGUGGUCAAGGGUUUGGAUGAUAACAUGUUGGAUGGGGAUGCUCUGGCUCGAUUUGGUGCGCGUGAAUCUGAGAAAUUUCGCUUCAUGGGAGUAGACCGAAGAGAUGCAAAAAGGAGACGCCCUACGGAUGAGAAUUAUGAUCCGAGGACACUCUACCUUCCACCUGAUUUUGUAAAGAGAUUAACGGGAGGCCAGAGACAAUGGUGGGAGUUUAAAUCAAAACAUAUGGACAAAGUUAUUUUCUUCAAGAUGGGUAAAUUCUAUGAGCUUUAUGAGAUGGAUGCGCACGUUGGGGCCAAGGAACUUGAUUUACGGUACAUGAAGGGAGAACAACCUCAUUGUGGAUUUCCUGAGAAGAACUUUUCUGUAAACAUCGAGAAAUUAGUUCAAAAGGGCUUUCGGGUUUUAGUCGUGGAGCAAACAGAAACACCUGAUCAGCUGGAGCGACGCCGAAAAGAGAAAGGCUCCAAGGAUAAAGUUGUGAAGCGUGAAAUAUGUGCAGUUGUUACAAGAGGCACGCUUACAGAUGGGGAGAUGGUAUUAACUAAUCCAGAUGCAUCUUAUCUGAUGGCGUUGACUGAAGGAGGAGAGAGUUUAACUGACGAGAAAGCAGAGCACAAUUUUGGUGUAUGUUUGGUUGAUGUUGCAACAAAGAAGAUAAUCCUGGGGCAGUUCAAGGAUGAUCAAGAUUGCAGUGCAUUGUCUUGCGUGCUCUCUGAGAUAAGGCCGGUGGAAAUUAUUAAACCAGCUAAUAUGUUGAGUUCUGCAACAGAGAGAACAAUAGUUAGAUACACCAGAAAUCCCUUGGUAAACAAUCUGGUUCCACUUUCUGAGUUCUGGGAUGCGGAGAAGACCAUACAUGAAGUUGGAACUUUCUACAAAGGAAUCAGAUGUGAACCGUCUUCUGCUUAUUCCGGUGAGGAAAAGAUUCUAGGGGAUCCAUCCCUUAAUGAAAGUGGUUCAAGCUUCCUUCCAAAAAUGUUGUCUGAAUUAGCAUCUGGAGAUAAGAAUGGUAGCCUGGCACUCUCUGCUCUUGGUGGUGCCAUUUACUACCUGAGACAAGCUUUCUUGGAUGAGAGUCUACUUAGAUAUGCCAAGUUUGAAUCCCUGCCAUACUCUGAUUUCAGCAACUUUACUGAGAAACAGCACAUGGUUCUUGAUGCUGCUGCUCUUGAAAACCUUGAGAUAUUUGAAAACAGCAGAAAUGGAGGCGUUUCGGGGACGCUGUAUGCACAAUUGAAUCAAUGUAUCACUGCGUCUGGGAAACGGUUGCUGAAAACAUGGCUGGCAAGACCUUUAUAUAAUCCAGAACUGAUUAAGGAACGCCAAGAUGCUGUAGCAAUUCUUCGGGGGGAAAAUCUCCCAUACUCGCUGGAAUUCCGGAAGGCGCUGUCAAGACUUCCAGACAUGGAGCGGUUGAUUGCACGUAUCUUUUCUAGCAUUGAAGCUAGUGGAAGAAAUGGAGAUAAAGUGGUUCUAUAUGAGGAUGUAGCAAAGAAGCAGCUACAAGAGUUCAUAUCAACUCUACGUGGUUGUGAAACAAUGGUAGAAGCAUGCUCGUCCCUUCGUACUAGUUUGACGCAUGAUAAAUCCAGACGCCUGCGUCAUUUGCUUACUCCUGGUCAAAGUCUUCCAAACAUAUCACCCUUCAUUAAGUAUUUCAAGGAUGCUUUUGACUGGGUAGAAGCUCACGAUUCUGGACGUGUAGUACCUCAUGAAGGAGCUGAUGAAGAAUACGAUUUUACCUGCAAAACGGUAAAAGAAUUGGAAGUCAGUUUGACGAAACAUCUGAAGGAGCAACGAAAAUUACUCGGAGAUGCAUCGAUAAAGUAUGUUACAGUUGGGAAAGACGAAUAUCUCUUGGAAGUUCCUGAAAGUUUAAGUGGGAGUAUUCCUCAGGAUUAUGAAUUAUGCUCAUCCAAAAAGGGUGUCUUUCGAUAUUGGACUCCUACCAUCAAGAAAUUAUUAAAAGAGCUAGCACAAGCGAAAUCUGAAAAAGAGUCGGCUCUAAAGAGCAUUUCGCAAAGAUUGAUUGGACGUUUCUGCGAGCAUCAAGAAGAAUGGAGACAACUGGUUUCUGCAACAGCUGAGCUAGACGUGUUGAUCAGCCUCGCUUUUGCAAGUGAUUCUUACGAAGGAGUAAGAUGCCGUCCAGUAAUAUCAAGUUCUAAAUCUGUUGAUGUUCCGCACUUGUCAGCCACUGGUCUAGGGCAUCCAGUUCUGAGGGGUGAUUCAUUAGGCAGAGGCUCUUUUGUACCAAAUGAUGUAAAGAUUGGUGGGUCUAAGCAGGCCAGCUUCAUCCUCCUCACAGGCCCUAAUAUGGGUGGAAAAUCAACCCUUCUUCGCCAAGUUUGCUUGGCUGUGAUCUUGGCUCAGAUUGGAGCAGAUGUCCCAGCAGAAACCUUUGAGCUUUCGCCUGUUGACAGAAUAUUUGUCCGGAUGGGUGCAAAAGAUCAUAUUAUGGCAGGACAAAGCACGUUUUUAACAGAACUAUCAGAAACUGCUGUAAUGCUGUCAUCAGCAACUCGAAACUCUCUGGUGGUGCUAGAUGAGCUUGGACGAGGAACAGCCACAUCAGAUGGACAAGCCAUUGCGGAAUCCGUACUUGAGCACUUUAUAGACAAAGUGCAGUGUAGAGGAAUGUUCUCUACUCAUUAUCAUCGUCUCUCUAUGGAUUAUCAAACCAAUCCACAGGUAUCGCUUUGCCAUAUGGGAUGUCAAGUGGGAGAAGGAAGUGGUGGAGUGGAAGAAGUUACAUUUCUCUACAGAUUGACGCCUGGUGCAUGUCCUAAAAGCUAUGGAGUUAACGUUGCUCGCUUAGCUGGUCUUCCAGAUGAUGUACUUCAGAGAGCCGUGAUAAAAUCCCAAGAGUUCGAAGGCUUAUAUGGUAAAAACCAUAAAAAGGCUGAUCGUAAAAUGGCAGAAAUGAUAAAGCGGAUCAUCAGUGGUGUUGCAUCAGAUUCUGAUACUGCAACUUCAAAGCACUUGCUGUCUGAGCUACACUACAAGGCUAACACUUAUCUCCGGCUAAACAAUUGAUUUAGAUGCUCUACGCCUUUAGGAUUUGCUGUUCAGUUUGUAAGCAUUAACCAAAGCUCGAUCAAUGAGAUUUCUCAUGUCACAAAACUAAAAGCUUUGAGUAUAUACACUUUGGGGUUGGGGUUUCAUCUCCGUUCGUGAAGUUUUUUGGGGGUUUCAGACUCUUUGUAGUAGGUAGGAUCGGUCAAUUUUGUGUAUAUAAUGAUGAAAGUUCUCACAGAUUCUGCUUGAACAAACUUUUAUUUGGUUUAA